AUGAUUCCCUGGAACUUGACGAGCUCGUCGUAUUGCGACGUUGAAAGACUGUUUUUCUCGUUGAUCUUGUUGAACGACUGGUUGAGGAUCCGAUUAAGAGUCUUUCGAACGUCGGGGUCUUCGUUGGCCGAAGAUUUGGGCCGGAUCGGCGACAAGGGCACUUUCUGGGGCCGGUCGUGCUUCAAUGUUGCGGCCGGCUCCUCCUUCAAGGUGAGGUCAAAAACAGGCUCGCUGUUUUCCACCAAAGUCGGGGUGUAG
This is a messenger RNA of Ogataea philodendri, 258 nucleotides long. RefSeq lists its product as uncharacterized. The transcript has a single exon. The record is from RefSeq and is a predicted model, not a curated record. Lineage: Eukaryota; Fungi; Ascomycota; Pichiomycetes; Pichiales; Pichiaceae. The coding region runs from base 1 to 258 and encodes 85 amino acids.